AUGGACUCGAACCAGAGCACGCUUGACGAGGUAGCCGUCGCGGACCCCGAGUCCUCCUCAGACGAGACAAUCGUCCCCGCCGACACUGAUGACAUUGUCCAACAGACCCAUCUUCCAACUUCGCCUGCCGGGUCUACCUUGACCGGCUUUUCCUCUCUCACGGGUAGGACUCACGCAUCUAGCGGCUCCAGCGGCAGCGGCUCAACCAUUACCCAGGCGUCGUGGCCGAGGCGACGAGGAAGCGACAGGUCGAGGGCUCAAGACAAGUCCUACCACUACUCCAAAGGACGCAAGCAGAGUCGUUCGCCCAAGGCGCAGCCGCUAUCCAGCGUCCUCAACUACCUGGAGCCAGACUCCCCCGGCGUGACCCCAGAGGCCAUCCAGCGCUCCGUCGAGCAGUCAUCGUACUGGAGGAUGCCCGACGCCUCGAGCUUCCAGUCGCCGUCGACAAGGAGCACCAGCUCAACCGCCUCGAGCAGCUUCCAGUCCGAUGUCUUUUCCGAAAUGACUGGCGACCAUGAGACCGACCGGAGCAGCAGCCCGGACCAGAGCGCCUACGGCGACUCGCCGUCGAUGCCCGGCAAGUUCGAGGUGCAAAUGCCCACCGCCCAGCAUCAGCAAGAUUAUCGCAGCUACGGCACCCCCGAGAUGCCGCGGGGCACCGCCAACUUCCCUCAUCUCCCCCCGAACGCCCUCCAGCCGCGCCUCCCCGCCGUUCACCACGGCCAUCCCAAGCACCUCCCGAGGGCUGAGAAGCUGCCGCUGACGGGCUACCAGCUGGUCGCCUCCAAGCUGUGCGCCGCCGACUCGGACAGGUCCAGCAUCAAGCCCAUCUACCGCCGCUUCGAGGCUCUCAACCACCGUCUACUCCUGCACCUUCAAGACGAGCUCGCGGAGCUGGAAGAGCAGCUCCAUCGCCUUGACACGGCCGACACGCAGACGCGACGCAUGCAGAACUGCAUCUUGCCCGCCUCCCGGAGACAAGACGCCCUCACAGCCGGCGAACUGCAAUGGCACAAGACAGACGUGCUGGGCAAGAUUGGCUACAAGCUCAGCCAGUAUAACCACGUCCUCUCGUCCUUCAAGGACACCCAGCACCUCCCUUCGCCCGAUCCCCAAGACGUCGACUUCUACCGCGCCUACCUCGCCAACCACAACCCCAUCGUCGAGAUCGAGGCCCGUUUCCUCGAGCCCACCGACGACCUCGUCUCCCUCGCCCGCCCGUCGUCCUCCGGUUCCUCCCGCGAGCCCGGCGCCUCCAGCGACGACCUCAAGACCCCGCAGCCUCGCGCGGCGCGGCUGCCCCCGGCGGACCUGGGGGGCCGCAACAAGGCCGAGCGCGUGCGCCGCCUGCUGGUCGCCGCCCUCACCGGGUUCCUCCCCACCGUCGCGCUCGCCUUCGCGGCCGCCUUCCUGCUUCCCAUCCUCGCCUUCGCCGUGAUCCCCGGCUUCGUCGGCCGCAUGGCCGUUGUCCUUCUCGUCGCCGUCGGCGUCGCCGCCGCCGUCGUGCAGGCCGGGCUCUUCAGCGGCGGCGCCGAGCGGCCUGCCAAGGUCGCCGCCACCGAGGGGCUCCUGGCAUCGGGGGUCUAUGUCGGCGUCAUGGCCGUCGUUGCCGGGAUAUUCGGGUAA
Colletotrichum navitas is the source of this 1629-nucleotide messenger RNA. RefSeq lists its product as uncharacterized. The coding region runs from base 1 to 1629 and encodes 542 amino acids. The record is from RefSeq and is a predicted model, not a curated record. The transcript is spliced from 2 exons. Lineage: Eukaryota; Fungi; Ascomycota; Sordariomycetes; Glomerellales; Glomerellaceae.